Camelina sativa (false flax) is the source of this 1199-nucleotide messenger RNA. RefSeq lists its product as uncharacterized. The record is from RefSeq and is a predicted model, not a curated record. Lineage: Eukaryota; Viridiplantae; Streptophyta; Magnoliopsida; Brassicales; Brassicaceae.
GUUAUCCCCUCUUUCUCAUCUCUCUCUCUUUCUCAUCUCUCUCUCUCUCUUAAGCGCUCCGAUUUUAUUCUCUCGCAAUAAAAAAAUAAAAAUCUCGAAACUUUUGAAUUUUUUUUUCACCCUCGACUAUUUUUUUUUUUGAUUUGACUGUUUUACGGGACAGUCAAAUAUUUCAAUUUUUUUAAUUGGGUGCUGACGUGGCAUGCAUCCAAUAGAGAAGCACCAUGAACACCAAAACUAUGCGUCUUCCCCCACGUCGUGUUCUAACGGCGGAUAAACGCAAAGAAAGAGACGGCGCCAUCUCCUCCGUCACUGAUAAACCGCCGGAAAUCUCCGUGAAGAAGCUUCCUCCACCGCCGGUUAACCCCAUUUCCAGGAAACCUACAACCGCAGGAGCCGAGCCGGUCGGCUCGAACCAGCUGAUGUUAGCCGGCUAUCUGAGCCACGAGUUCCUAACCAACGGCACACUCUUCGGAGAGCAAUGGAACCCGGCUCGAGCCCAGUCAGUCGAUCAAAGGAAGGUGAAGCCGAGCCGUAGUAUCGAGACGGCUGAGGAAAGUGAGCCGAAACGGAAGAGGUACAUGGAGGUUACAAAUCUUCUCCGGUCAGAUGGGGCCUACCUGCCCGGUAUCGUCAAUCCUGCCCAGCUUGCCCGAUUUCUCAAACUCUGAUCGGCGUAGUCCGGCGUCCACGUGGAGUCAGAUCAUUGGUUUGUCGCCCGGCAAGCGAGACAGCCAUAAAACCGAAACCUUUCUCUCUCUNUUUUUUUUUUUUUUUUUUUUUUUUUUUUUAAAUCGUCUCUCUGUGUAAAGCUCUCUCUGUCUUCUCUCCUCUCAUCUUCUUCCUCGGAAAUUGACUGAGAAAGUUUUAGGGUUUGUUGUUUGAGGUAGAUGGUUCCGUUCUUUUUUGUACAUCAGAAAUAUCAAUUAGUCAAUGGAAUUAUAUAUUCUCUCAAAUCAGAAAGAUUGAAACUGUAAAUUAUUUAACUUUUCUUGUGUUCUUUGAUGGAUCCACAGUGGAUCUUUUAUCAAUUUGAUCGGAGAUCGUAUUUGAUUUAUACAUGACAAGAAUUAAAAUUCAAAUCUUGAUAACUUCUUUUUUUUUUUUCUCUUAUAAAAAUCUGAACUUGGUCGAUUGAUCUUAGACAUCGAAUGCAGUUUUAAGGAGAUUUCAAUCUCCGGCUCUGGGAAAACAAAAAA